Messenger RNA from Neolamprologus brichardi, 686 nucleotides. Lineage: Eukaryota; Metazoa; Chordata; Actinopteri; Cichliformes; Cichlidae. The record is from RefSeq and is a predicted model, not a curated record.
CGUACCGGUCCAUCAACACUUCCGGUCCGACCUUUUUCUCCCUCCGCCCCGGUGCCUUUUCACUUUGCGGCCCACGUGCGGCGUUAAUUCGUGUUUUUAGCUUAAAAAAAUCAAGUAAAAGUUUGGACCAAAUGGCAUCGUCUAUCGAGCAGAUGAGGGCGAACGUGGGGAAGCUUCUCAGAGGAAUCGACAGGUACAACCCAGAAAACCUUGCAACGCUGGAGCGCUACGUGGAGACGCAAGCGAGAGAAAAUGCCUACGACCUGGAAGCAAACCUUGCUGUGCUCAAGCUGUACCAGUUUAAUCCAGCAUACUUCCAGACUCAAGUGACCUCACAGAUUCUGCUGAAGGCGCUGACCAACCUGCCACACACCGACUUCACACUCUGCAAGUGCAUGAUCGACCAGACACACCAGCAGGAGGAGCGGCCCAUCAGACAGAUCCUCUAUCUGGGGAACCUGCUGGAGACGUGCCACUUCCAGAGCUUCUGGACGAGUCUAGAGGAGAACAGAGAGCUCAUCGAUGGCAUUACUGGUUUUGAGGACUCUGUGCGCAAGUUUAUCUGCCAUGUUGUGGGCAUCACCUACCAGACCAUCGAUCGCCGCUUACUGGCCGAGAUGCUCGGAGACCCGCUGGGUAAGACCUUUGACACACACGUGCAAAAACCUGGCAGACGGCUCAUAUAA